This is a messenger RNA of Colletotrichum spaethianum, 2043 nucleotides long. RefSeq names its product kyphoscoliosis peptidase. The record is from RefSeq and is a predicted model, not a curated record. Lineage: Eukaryota; Fungi; Ascomycota; Sordariomycetes; Glomerellales; Glomerellaceae. The transcript has a single exon. The coding region runs from base 1 to 2043 and encodes 680 amino acids.
AUGGCUGAUGUCGAGGAGCCCAAGUUCAACAGCCUGGCUGAGAGAAUCGCCGCCUUGAACCAGCAAAAGAACUUCCAGGCCCCUGAGGUCAAGGCAAAGCGACCCCCGCCUCCGCCUCCUCCCACCAAUCGCCCUGUGCCGCGCAGCCAGACACUUCCUGUCGUCCAGACAAACGGACUUCCUACGCCUCAAAUCAGUCCCACGAUUCCUCCCCGGCCCACCAAGUCCACACCGGCAAAGCCCAGCCCACCACCGCUACCCCGGCGAACGACCGAUUCAUCCCAAGUCUCGGUCGAGACGCCACCUCCCAGGGACCGCAUUGCCCCUCCGCCUCUCCCUACGCGCACGUCGACGCAGCAAAUCUCACCAGCUUUACCCCCCCGGAGGCCCUCCACCCAGCAAUUGGCGGUGCGCCGUAACUCGAAUGCUUCCGAGAUUUCCAACCUGUCGUCCCUUUCAUUGAAUCAUACCGUGUCAUCUGCUACCAGCAUCCAUUCAAUCGACGGUCCCACGCGCAAGCUGCCGCCCACUUUGGACCAAGCAAACUUGCCGCCGCUGCCACCAACGAGGAGAGAGCGGGAAGCUCAAGCAAAAGAGGCUACUGCUCAACAGCCGCAGCAACCCAAACAUGCCCUUGUGUCGACCCACUCAUCGCCUGCCGUUCGGCAAAUUGAGCCCCCUCAGAGACCGGUGCUCCCCCCGCGACUGACAUCGAGGUCAACGAACCAGCAAGUUCAGAAGCCAUCUCUGGAAGAAGAAGCACCAGCAAAGCCGAGACGGCUACCCCCGCCCCCAACGUCAUACACCAAGUCGCAGCCGCAGACAAAUGCUUGCACCGCCCAGGAACAGCAAGCAAACGAUCGCCCACCGUUGCCCGUAAGACGGCCAGGCGCUGGCGAUGAUGCUCCUCCGCCCGUCCCCCUCAGUUCCCGUCCUAGUGUCGCGCAGAUUGAGGCCGUCUCCGCCAAAGCAGUGGCCCGCACCAACGACUGUCUAAUCUGUCGCGACUUUUCCGGUCCGGAUGGCGUCGCUGCUCAGUACCCCAGACAGUCACUCCCCAGGAACGACCCCGUAGGAUACCUGGCACAAGUGCUUUGCGGACCAUUUGCGUCUCACACAGACAAGGCGCGAGCCAUCUUUACUUGGUUUCAUCAUAACAUCGCCUAUGACUGCGCCGCCUUCUUCGGUAACAACAUCAGAGGUCGCUCCGGAGCCGAGACCAUUUUACUGGGCAAGGCCGUCUGCUCGGGUUAUGCGGAUACGUACAAGGAAAUUGCCCUUCGUGCAGGCCUCGAGUGUAUCACGGUCGUUGGCCACGGAAAGGGUUAUGGGUACACUGCUCUGAAAAAGGGGGAGCGUCCGCCGCCCAAGAAGGCCGACGGGCAUGCUUGGAACGCAGUGCGAAUUGACGGUGGGGAGUGGAAGCUCCUCGAUGCCUGUUGGGGCGCCGGUAACGUGUCGGACGUGACCAAGGAGUACACAGCCGACUUCAAGCCACAUGAGUUCACCCGGAGAAACGACAUCUUCGGACUCUCUCACUACCCAUCCGAUGACAGGCACUUCUUCCGGCCCGACGGCAGAGUGCCGAGCUGGGAGGAAUAUUACAUUGGUCCGGUCCACGGUGAUAAGCCCACCAUCUACACCCUCGCGUACGAGGAGGGUGUAUGGGAUCACACGGUCAGCCCCAAGGAGCUCCAGAUCCCAGUCUACAGCGGCCAAGUCGUGCGUUUCCAGUGGUCCAACAAAUGCGAGCACUGGACGUCAGAGAAGCACGGCAAGGGAAAGCCUCCGCUACUAUUCCUCAGCAUCAAGGGGCGUGACGGUCGCAAGGAGGACAUGGUCCCCAUCGAGACGGACGGCUUUUGGCAUUGGGCCGACGUGAACGCGAUCGAUCUGGGCGCGCCGGGCCAGAGCGUCAGCGUGGCCAUGAUCACGACCAUCGAUGGACAGGACGCGAGAGGCAUGACAGCCAAGGAGUACUUUGCAAAGAAGGGCAAGUGCGGCAUGAGCUGGACAUUCCUUAUGAAGUGGGAACUCAUUUGA